AUGGCAUUUACAGCCAAGUCGCGCGCGUACAAGCACAAGGUGCUAUUGGAAAGUUCGUCCGACGACGUAGACUUUUCGUCGAGAAAUUCGUCAUUGGCACCUACAGAAUACCUGUUCAAGAUUUUGGUGAUCGGCGAACUUGGCACUGGUAAAACUUCCAUAAUCAAACGUUACGUGCACAAAUUCUUCUCUCAACACUACCGUGCGACGAUCGGUGUAGAUUUUGCGUUGAAAUCGCUAGAAUGGGAUUCCAACACCGUCAUCCGGCUACAACUAUGGGACAUAGCCGGUCAGGAAAGAUUCGGGAACAUGACUCGGGUGUAUUACAAAGACGCACUAGGAGCGUUCGUAGUUUUCGACGUCACUCGACCAGCCACUUUUGAAGCAGUGGCCAAGUGGAAACAAGACUUGGAUGCAAAGGUCUCGUUAGAAGACGGAUCGCCGAUACCGUGUGUCUUACUCGCAAAUAAAUGUGAUGAGACUAAAGAAGGUAUGGUGAAUAGUAUUGCCAAAAUGGACGAAUUUUGCAAAGAAAAUAUGUUCACCGCUUGGUACGAGACGUCAGCCAAAGAAAACGUUCACAUCGACGAUGCGGCAAAGACACUCGUGACUCAGAUUUUGAAGUACACAGCUCAAUAUAAACCUACAUACUUAAAAUCAAAGGGUCAAAUAAUAUUAAACAACACCCCUAACGAAACACAGAAAGGUUGCUCCUGUUGA
Messenger RNA from Macrosiphum euphorbiae (potato aphid), 720 nucleotides. Lineage: Eukaryota; Metazoa; Arthropoda; Insecta; Hemiptera; Aphididae. The record is from the annotation of a GenBank genome assembly.